AUGACAACCUACAUCGGCAUUAGCAACAUCACCUGGGGACUUGGCCUGCUCGUCAUUAUUCGAAUCACCUGGGAGCUGCUGUUCUCGCCGCUAAGAGCUUUCCCUGGACCCUUUCUGGCCAGGUUCACCGAUUUAUGGCGAGCUAUCGUCACUGCGCAGGGCCGUAUCGAUAGCACCCAUACACUAUGGCACCGCAAGUACAACAGCAGUGCUGUGAGGAUCGGACCGAAUACCAUCAGUAUUAGUGAUCCAAAUUUGAUCAAGACGAUCUAUGCAACAAAGGAUGCGUGGACGAAGUCUCAUAUGUAUCGGGUCAACGAUGUUCUCAUUAAGGGCCAGCGCAUUUCGAAUAUCUUCAACACCCAGGACAAUGUCUGGCAUGAUAAAGUGAUGAAACCAAUCCGGGGGUUCUGGACAAUGACUAAGGUAUUGGAAGUAGAAGGCCUGAUCGAUGAAACACUUAGCAAGUUGACUGAGAAACUGGAUGCCAAGUUCGCCAAUGAACCCGGAGAUAGCUCCAAGGUUUGUAUGAUGAAUGACUGGCUAGGCUACUUUGCUUGGGACGUAACGGCCAAUAUCAGUUUCGGACAACACUAUGGUUUCAUCGAGCAAGAAAGAGACGUCGACAAUCUGAUUGUAGAUUCCACCAAAGGGCUCUACUAUUUUGGCCCAAUUUCCCAAAUCCCAUGGGUUGACUACCUUCUGGACAAGAACCCCCUAGUUCGCAUUGGGCCCAAGCCUACGCUCACUGGGGUUAUGUACGCCUUCAAGGUUGUUGCGCAGUACCAACGAGAAAUCGCCCAGAAGGACCGCACGGAAAAUCCAGGGGGAGUCCAUCAUUACCUCGACAAGUAUAUCAAACUCAAGGACACUUACCCGGACAUGGUCGACGACAACCAAAUCGUGAACUGGCUGAUGCUCAACGUCCUCGCAGGCGGCGACACAACCUCAGCCAUCAUGCGCGCCCUCGUCUACCAUCUAGCCAAGACGCCAACAGCAUACAAAAAGCUGACCGAUGAACUUGACUCUGCCCAAUUGUCUCUCCCUGCUCCGUGGAGGGACAUCAACGGCAAGGUUCCGUAUCUCGAGGCGGUUAUUCGGGAGACUAUCCGCAUCAACCCCGGUCUAGCUAUGGUUCUUGAGCGCGUGGUUCCUGAAGGCGGGUUGACAUUACCGGAUGGCCGGUUUAUCCCUGCGGGAACUAAGGUUGGGAUCAACCCCCAUGUCACGAGUAGGGAUCCCGAGGUUUUUGGGGCCGAUGUCGAUGAGUUCAACCCGGAGCGCUGGAUUACAAAGGACGAUGCCCGACUUCGCAAAAUGCGCGAUACGGCGGAUUUCGCAUUUGGUGGGGGCAACCGGGUAUGUAUGGGGCGGUACCUGGCUCAGUUGGAGAUUUGCAAGUUGUUUGCGACGUUGUAUAGCUUGUACGAUAUCAAGCUUGUCGAUCCAGAACACGAGUGGAAAUAUCAUAAUGCUUGGUUUGUGUAUCAGUGGGAUAUGCCGAUGAUCAUCACUCGCCGACGCUGA
This is a messenger RNA of Pseudomassariella vexata, 1527 nucleotides long. Its product is annotated as benzoate 4-monooxygenase cytochrome P450. The transcript is spliced from 6 exons. Bases 1 to 1527 code for a protein of 508 amino acids. The record is from RefSeq and is a predicted model, not a curated record. Gene Ontology annotation, molecular function: iron ion binding; heme binding; oxidoreductase activity, acting on paired donors, with incorporation or reduction of molecular oxygen. NCBI's taxonomy places the organism in Eukaryota, Fungi, Ascomycota, Sordariomycetes, Amphisphaeriales, Pseudomassariaceae.